Sardina pilchardus (European sardine) is the source of this 1738-nucleotide messenger RNA. Its product is annotated as carcinoembryonic antigen-related cell adhesion molecule 1-like. NCBI's taxonomy places the organism in Eukaryota, Metazoa, Chordata, Actinopteri, Clupeiformes, Clupeidae. Bases 155 to 925 code for a protein of 256 amino acids. The record is from RefSeq and is a predicted model, not a curated record. The transcript has 8 exons.
GCUACAACACAACGCAACAUUUGGACUUUUGAAAACAUCACAAUUUCAACAAGACUACUCUCUACCGACAACUCAAUUCAUAAUCAAAUGAAAGCCUAUUCACACAGCCUCUUGUUUCCAUCAGUAUUCUCCUUCUCGGGUAUAUUGGACGAAGAUGAGUUUUACUCUGAUCUUAAUGCUGCUUCAAUUUCUGUCUGUGACCCACUCAGCUGGCAUCCAAAAACACGCGUUGAGGAAUGAUUCCACUGAACUAAAUGGAGAGGUCCCAAAUGUGCAUGUUGUGUCAGUCUUGUGGACAUGUGAAAAAGACAAAGUUGUAGAUUGGGAUAAGGGAGACACAGAGCCAAGGUAUUAUACUAGAUUAAAUAAGACUAAACUCAACAUGGACACCUGGGCUCUAACUAUCUCUGACCUGCAGCCGACAUGUCAUGGCCGAUAUGCACUUCAAAUCAAUGGUAGAGAAACAGCCAAGUCUUAUCAACUGACUGUAUUAGAACCUGUUUCUCAGCCAGAUAUCAGCCAUGCCUGUGACCCGGAAGGCUGUAACUUCACCUGUAAAGGAGCAGAUAGUACUCACACAGAGUACAGCUGGACUGAUAACCAGGGGAGAAAUGAGAGAGGGUCUGUGCUGAUGGUGGAGAAGACUGAGGGACUCAAUGGGGUCUACACCUGUAACUUCAGCAAUCCAGUGAGCUGGAACACCAGCAGCAUCAGGGAGGGAGAGCUGUUCUCUGCAGAUGCUACAGAUGCUAAAUUGGCCAUUAUCCUGGGAUCUAUCACGGGUUUGGCUGCCCUGAUUGGAAUCGCAUGUUGCAUCAAAAAGAAGAGUAUGCAUAGAGAAGCUCACGUGAGACAAGAGCAGCCAGAAGAAUUUCCACUGUCAACAACUAACAAUCAGGCUCAACGGGAUGAACCAGAGGUCUGAGGUUGAAAAUCCAGUGCUAUCACCCAGGGAGAUAAUGAAGAUGCUGUAUGUGAAGGAAGAGGUGAAUGCAAUGCCAGAUCCAACUGAAGGCCCUACUGUAUAUUUAGCCUAUAUUUCAAGUAUUCCACUGUGCAAAGAGAUGUAUUUUGGACGUCCAAGUUUAGACUGUAACGCCAGAUGACGUCUUUUUUUUUCUAACGUGCCGUAUUGACAUCCACAGGACCUCUGUAUAGCAUCCAAAAAAGGUUACCUAGUCCUAUUGACGUCCAAAUGGGGUGGACAUGAUCUGCACAUCUAUCAAACGUCUAAUGUUUAGUGGGAUAGUAUCAAAAUCUUGACCCAUGUUUUUGAAGUACUGUAUUCCAAACAGUGGAGUGACAUCCAAGCAGCCACAGCGAGAUUUUGUCCUGUGAUUUGUCCUGCUUAUAGAACAAUACUAAAGGUGCUAUUUCUGCUGGAUUUUUGUCACAGCUAAGUAUGCAUGAAAGAUGGACCUUCUCAUGAAAUACACACACUACACACUUUUCUAAAAUAGCUAGACUGCGCCCAUAUGACUCUGUUGAACUAUUAGAAUGAUUUUAUGAUUAUGUGUAUUCUAUUGUAUAUGAUGACGAUGCAACGAUGAAGGGUCAGUAGUUACUGUACAUGCUGCAAAUACUGUGGUCAUGAAUGUGAAUGAUUUAUAGAUUUGUGUGCCACAUGGGUGUUAUUGGCUAAAGAACAUUACAUCUCAGUUUGUAAUCAUACUAUCUUACAUAUUCAGUGUAAUGUAGGCUAAACCUUUUUGGAUUAAAUAUAUCCAUCAAUGCCUAA